GUCUUACUAAAGAAGUUCAUAGACCACUUUCAGGGUGAACUUCUUGAAACUAUUGAGCUGAAGGUCCCUAGUGGUGAUAAAUGGCACGUUGAAAUGAAGAAGACUGGUGAUGGAGUUGUUCUUGAUUGUGGUUGGACGAAUUUUGUUGCAGCUUAUAGUAUUCUAGAAAAUGACACUUUGGUGUUCAAGUAUGAUGGCCGUUCCUCCUUUAUUGUGUUGAUGUUUGAGCAAAGCGGCUGUGAGAAAGCUGCUUCUCAUUGUGCAAUGAGAAAGGAUGGUAUGGAAGAAUUAUGUGCAAUAGCUUCUGGUAAAAAGGACAGACACCCCUGCUAUGAAAGCUCUCCUAAAACUUAUGAGCAACCAAAAAAAUUAGCUAUGUUUAAGAAGAUUUUGAGAGCAAACAGAGAUGCAAAAGAGAAGUAUCUCAAGAGGAGAAUGAAUACAACAA
Molecule: messenger RNA, 448 nt
Organism: Dendrobium catenatum
Lineage: Eukaryota; Viridiplantae; Streptophyta; Magnoliopsida; Asparagales; Orchidaceae
Product: B3 domain-containing protein Os03g0622100-like
Exons: 1
Molecular function (GO): DNA binding
Source: RefSeq, a predicted model, not a curated record